GAGAGAGUGUGCUUCAAUUUCAACAGAAAAAAAAAAACGCCGAGAGAAACAGAGGCGAAUGAAAGUGUUGAUCGCCAAUUUUUUCAGGUUACAAUGUCAAGUCGAUGGGCUAAACGAGGGAGAGGUACUUUGAAAGCAUAUUUCCAAGCUCAAAAACCUGAUCAAAUAGAAGAAGGAUCAACAAGUAAUGUUCAAUUUGCAUCUCCAUUAAAUGAUAGAAAUCAUGAAGUACCGAUUGUAAACCACGAACAUGAAGAAGUUGGUGGCCAAAGAACUGAAUUUGAAGCAAUGAGUACUCAAUGUGUACCUGAAGUUGUCGAAAAUGCAUAUGUUUCUUCAUUAAAACGGGACCCUGGAUUACGUAUGCCAAUUAUGCAGUAUCCGGUUAACAAACGCGAUGAAGUUCGCAGAGCUUAUCUACAAAUGGGGCGCAAUGUAACAAGACUUGCUAAGUAUCCAGGUACCCUAUUUGGAACGCAACUUCGUCGUUUUUCUGCUAUGUGGUUUGAUGAGUAUCACUGGGUUGAGUAUUCAAAAUCUAAAGAUGCCGCGUAUUGUUUCUAUUGUUUUUUGUUUGAGACAAAGUCUAUCAACCAGACCAGAGUAUACUUGUGAAGGGUUUAGAAAUUGGCAUAAUGUUAAGAAUGGAACUAAAGGUGCAUUUUUGGCGCACAUGGGGAAACCAAAUACUUUUCACUUCACUUCUGUAGAGAAAGGUCAGAAUUUGAAGAAUACAUCGCAGCACAUUUCUACAAUUUUCGAAGUACAGUCAACGGAGACUAUACAGAAAAAUAGGUUACGGUUCAUAACAUCAGUCGAAUGUGCCAAAUGGCUAGCCUUUCAGCAGUGUCCUUUUAGAGGCCAUGAUGAGUCAAAAAGUUCAAAGAACCGUGGUAAUUUUAUUGAGAUGAUAAAGUAUUCAUCUACACUCAACGAGAAGGUGAAAGCGGUUGUCUUAGAUAAUGCUCCUGGAAAUGCUAAGUAUACCUCGCCUCAGAUUCAGAAAUAGAUUUUGAAUAUUAUUUCUAACAAAGUCAGAAACAAGAUUCGUGAGGAUAUUUGAGAUAGGAAAUAUUGUAUACUUGUGGAUGAAUCUAAAGAUGCUUCAAACAAAGAACAGAUGGUGCUUGUUUUAAGGUAUGUUGAUAGUAAUGGAUAUGUGCAAGAACGAUUUUUUGAUAUUCAGCGUGUAAAAAAUACAUGUGCUUUAACUCUCAAAGAAGGUAUAGUUGAUGUUCUUAAUCACUAUAAUCUUCCAAUUGAAAAUAUUCGUGGUCAAGGUUAUGAUGGUGCGAACAAUAUGAGUGGUAAGUGGAAUGGGUUGCAAUCCUUGUUUCUUGAAGAUUGUAAACAGGCAUACUAUGUUCAUUGUUUCGCACAUCGACUACAACUUGCUCUUGUUAAAACAGCUGAAAACUUGGGUCCGGUUUGGAAGUUUUUUUCAAUGUUAACCUCAAUUGUUAAUCUUGUGACUGGUUCUUCACAGCGUAUAGCUGAUUUCCAUUCAGCUCAAGAAGAUGACAUUAACGAAAGAUUGGCUGCCGGUGAACUUGAGACGGGAAAAGGGGCUAACCAAAUAGGUACGUUGCCACGAGCUACUGAUACUCGCUGGAGUUCUCAUUUUAAUUCUGUAUGCAGUUUAAUUGACAAGUUUGAUCCAACUUGUACAAUAAUAGAAAAUAUUAGUAUGAAUGAUCCAAAUGUGACAUGUGGUGUUAGUCAAGCACAAAGUAUUUUUGAAGAAAUUAGAGAUUUUAAGUUUGUUUUUGUGUUGCAUUUGAUAUAUGAAAUAAUGGGAACCACUGAAAUACUAUGUCAAGGCCUUCAAAAGAAAACACAAGACAUUGUUAAUGCCAUGGCUCUAGUCUCAAACACCAAGCGUUUACUUACGAAAUUAAGAGAAGAUGGUUGGAGACAUUUUAUCGAGACGGUGUGCCUAUUUUGUGCUACCCAUAAUAUUGAUAUGCCUAAUAUGGAGGAUCGUUAUAUGGUAGGUACAGGUCAUUCUUGCCAACAAUAUGAUAACAUCACUGUGGAUCAUCAUUAUCACAUCGACAUUUUUAAUGCCACUAUUGAUUUUCAAUUGAAAGAGUUAAAUAGAAGGUUUCCUGAAGAUACAAUAGAAUUGCUGGUUCUUAGCUCAUGUUUGGAUCCUCGAGAAUUCUUUAAGUCAUUUAAUAUUGAGAAUCUUUGUACACUUGCUAAGAAGUUCUACCCUCUAGAUUUCAUUCCACAAGAAGUACACACUUUGAGAAGCGAAUUACGACAUUAUGGGGAAGAUGUAGUCAACCAUCCAAGCUUUAAGAACUUAUCUACUGUUUCGGAGUUGUGCCGACAGUUAGUGGAAACAAACAAGGCAGAAAUAUACCGUCUAGUUGAUAGGUUGAUUCGUCUUGUAUUAACUCUUCCAGUUUCUACGGCAACAGCAGAACGAUAUUUUUCAACAAUGUCGUGUGUUAAAAUAGCCCUUCGUAACAAAAUGGAGGAAGAAUUUCUUAGAGACUGCAUGAUGCUCAACAUCGAAAGUGUCCUUGCACGAAAUGACAGUAUAGAUUCGAUAAUAGAUGAAUUCGUUGCUCUCAAGGAUCGCAAGGCAAAACUGAAGUAGUGAUAUAUAUAAGGAUCUAAUGGAUAAUGGUUGAUAUCUUUUUUUGGUAGAACACUUUUUUUGUAUAUUUGUAUCAACCUAGACUAUUACACACAUAUGUAUAUAUAUAUAUAUAAGAAUCAUUUUUUGUA
This is a messenger RNA of Papaver somniferum (opium poppy), 2739 nucleotides long. RefSeq names its product zinc finger MYM-type protein 1-like. The record is from RefSeq and is a predicted model, not a curated record. Gene Ontology annotation, molecular function: protein dimerization activity. The transcript is spliced from 3 exons. NCBI's taxonomy places the organism in Eukaryota, Viridiplantae, Streptophyta, Magnoliopsida, Ranunculales, Papaveraceae. Bases 1121 to 2608 code for a protein of 495 amino acids.